CCGCGCGGAAAACAACGUCAGAGUGGGAGCUCUUUCUCUACACUCCUAUCUCCUUUCAUCAGACGGUGACGUUUCCCAUCCAACCGGUCAGUGUGCUGCUGGUAGCUGGUAGCUGCGAGCUAAACUGCCGAGCCGCCUCCUCCGCCUCCGAAGGCAGCUGAACGGAUCCGUGAAUGAGCCCCGCGCCUCCAUGCAUCUCCUGUGGCCGCGAUGGCAGCGACAGAAACGGAGGAUGCUGAAGCUGUUCGGUGCACUGGUUAUCCUCGGACUGGCCCUGGCGUGCAUCACCUCCUGGGUGCUGGACAGCUAUGACACGGCUUGGCACCCGAAGCGGAGCGUUCAGCACCGGACUGUGGGUGAUGGAGAUGAAUCUAAGGGGAGUUCACCACCAUUUCCCGGCGGCGAGUUGAACAACAUAUUCUGGUUUUUACAGGUGUCUGACAUUCACAUCAGCCGAUUUCAUGACCCAAGACGUAUUCCUGAUUUUGAAAAGUUCUGCACUGACACCGUUGAAGUGAUCAAGCCAGCCCUAGUGCUUGCAACAGGGGACCUGACAGAUGCUAAAACAGAGAGUAAGGUGGGUUCCCUCCAGCAUGAGGUGGAGUGGCAGGCCUACCACAACAUCCUGAAGAGGUCUCGUGUGAUGGAGCGCACUCGGUGGAUAGACAUCCGUGGGAAUCAUGAUGCCUUCAACAUAAUUUCAUUGGACAGCGUCAACAAUUAUUACCGGAAAUACUCGGCUAAUCAGAAAGUAGGCUCUUUCCACUAUGUUCAUAAAACUCCCUUUGGCAACUACUCCUUUGUCUGCGUGGAUGCCACGCUGACUCCAGGACCCAAGAGACCGUACAAUUUCUUUGGAAUUCUCAAUCAGACUCAAAUGGACUUGCUGGACACGUUCAGAGCGGAGAGUCUGAAAAGCAACCAGUCGAUCUGGUUUGGCCACUACACCACCUCCACUGUUGUCUCCCCAUCUCCAGGAGUUCGGGACAUGAUGAGAUCUGCAGUGGCCUAUCUCUGUGGCCACCUGCACACGCUGGGCGGCCUGAUGCCUGUCCUCCACAGCCGACACCCCCAAGGCACAUUGGAGCUGGAGCUGGGUGACUGGAUGGACAACCGCAGGUACAGGGUUCUGGCCUUUGACCAUGACCUGCUGAGUUUCUCUGACCUGAGCUUUGAGCAGUGGCCCGCAGUGCUCAUCACCAACCCCAAGGACGCUCAGUACCUGCAUCCAGGAGUGGAGCCUCUGGGUCGGAUACGGAAAUCGACACACAUCAGGAUCUUGGCCUUCUCAGAGGCUCCUAUCACAGCGGUGCAUGUGAGCAUAGAUGGGCAGCCUCUGGGGAAAGGCCACUCUGCUGGAGGUCCUCUGUAUGUUCUGUUAUGGGAUCCAUCCCUCUACCUCAGUGGACUGCACACAAUCAGAGUUAAAGUGGAGGACACGGCAGGCCGGUCGACCGUCCGGGAGCAGCACUUUACUCUGGAGGACGGCCUGACACCCAGCUUUGGUUUUGUGCAGUCCUUCAUCCUCCUCACAGACCACUAUAUUCUGGGCCGAGUGGCCUUCAUAUUCAUAAUGCUUCUGAACGUCGGUGUGCUGCUGGCCUUUAGGUUCCUGCGUGUUCCUUCUGGGAGAGGACUGACUUCUCAAGUGUGUAUGUCGCUCCAUCUGGUCAGUAAAAUGGACACUUUCUACUACUGUCUGCUACUGUUCAACCUGUGUACAGCCUUAGGUCCAUGGUUCAUAGGAGAAUUGAUAGAUGGCCAUGGUGGUGCCUGCUUCGCCUUUGGGGUUUUCAUUGAUGGACACUUCCUGGAGGGCAGUCUCACCUAUGUUGUUGGAGUUGUUCAGCUGCUGUUCUUCAACAUGCCCCUCACUUCUUACCUCUGCUGGAGCCUCCACCACCGUUGCCACGGCAACACCUUCCGAUCCCACUUCCUGCGGCCGGGCUGCCGCUGGCGGACUCUGGCGGUUCACCUCUUCAUGCUGCUGCUGCUCACCUGGCAGGCCCACUCCUGCUACUUUCUCCUGGAGACCUACGGCCCCAUGGCCUUUUUCCUGUCUCCUGUCCGCACGUGGGCGUUAGGGCUCAGUCUUCUAUUGGUCUACCGCGCCUGGACAGGCCCUGCCCCUCUCAUUCGUGACAACAGCAAGAGCAUCUCUCUCUCUUGACAGUAAUUGCACUGUACCACCACGACUUCCCUUGAGCCUGACUCACAGAUUUAUUUUGCUGUCUUUAUCCACCCUGAAAGCCUCAAUUUUCCCCACUCCGCAGCCCCUUCCUUUCUUUCUCUCCUUCCACAGCCACUUCACAGUACAUCACACACUAUCCUCUUUCUAGAUAGUAUUGUUUACUUAAUAUGCAUGUUAUUGUAAAGCACCGGUGAGCACAUUUCAGGCCAUAUUCAUAGCAAUGUGUACAGUGUUAAAAAACAAAAACACCUUGGAUACAUUAAAGGGUUAAAAAGCCUAUUUGAGCUAUGACAGGACUGGUCCAAUGUAUGCUCCAGUUGACAGUAUACUUUAUAAGAGAUGUAUUCUGCUGUGGUUAAAGCUGACUCAUUUACUUGAGCUUUAGCACUUUUUGGAAGUGUUGCCUUGGCUGAACGCCACUUCACCACUGCCAAAGGAUGAAUAAGAAAGAUUUCACCUUUUAUUCUUCCCUCUGAAAACCAUUUUCAUUCACUAAUGAAGGCUGGAUGUGCCAAACCGAUCCUGGAGUUUACCUUCCGACACACAAAUCCUGUGGAUAAUAAAGGUGUACGCCUCAUUUUAUAUACUGUAAGCAUUUCUUAACUUCCCAUGACUGACAGAGAGUGGUAGUUACUUUGGUGGAGAUGACAAACUGUAGGUAAUACAUCCUAGACGAUCAUAUUUUGAUCAUAAGUUUGUUCUACAAAUGAUUACAGGAAAUCAGAGGGAGGAAAUUAUAAAUCAAUCAAGUACUGUAGUUGGUCUGUGUACAAGUAGCUAAUGAUUGAAAGUGUUUUUAAAUCAAAUUAAUUCCAUUGCACACAACUGCCACUACAAACAUCUAAAUAUUUGCAUUGGAAUAUUCAUAUCAGAAACUUCAAUGCCACUUUUCACCGAAACACAGAGAAGCUGGCCUGACUCUUCACGCUCCUUCAAACGUGACUACAGAAAGCAGCUGUUUGUUUCUCAGGAAUGUGAGCACUUGAACAAUAGGCUGGUCCCAGUAGUAUUUCAGGACAACGUUUUUAUACUCCAUAGUAGCUCAGUGAACAAAAAAACCCAUGUCAAAAAAUCCAGAUGUGUGGUGGUUAGAAAAACAAAACGAAUGUGUUGUAGAAGUGAUGAAAUGAGAUGAACCAGGACUAUAUUGUUUUUUUUAUUCAUUCAUUCUGAUUGUAUUGUGUGAUUUAUAUUUUUUCCUUAUGUUGUAAUACUGCACUGGGAAUGAGCAUUCUUCACCACCCUACACUGGAAGUUAAACUGACAGCUUGGUGUGUGAAAACGUGUUUGUUUAUAUUGUUCAGAUUGUUCACCUUUUUGUGAAGGUGUGAGAGCGGUACGACUGUGUCUGUUGCACUCUGAUUCAGUCCUUUCUAGCCACUAGUAGCAGGUGCCUGGAUUCCACAAGAACAAACUGAUCCAGAACAGUACAUAAAUAGGGUCAAGACCUUUUAAUAGAAGCAAUGUUCCAGCAGCGUUAGAUCUUAGUAUUUUUUUUUUUUUUUUUUCAAACCAUACCCAGUGUGAGUGCGGAAUAAUUGCUCAGUGCUGUUAUAAGACAUUCAGUUUAAUAUUAGAACACCUGCCGAGCACUGAGAAAAUUAAGUUAUGUGAAUUCGUGCAGGCAACGGUUUGAUAUGUUUUUUUCCUCUCUGCAUAAACAGGCCCUUUUCAUGUGUAUGGGAGCAUUACCAAGUGUGUAAUUCCAGCAAAAAGACUGAUAUUUGAAAUUUAUGGACUUAAUUUAUGGACUCUUACAAUGCACAGUACCUCUCCUGUGCUAUGUAAUCUGUCCACAAGGAGGCAGUAUUAAAUUGAUUUAGAGGGUAAUGAUUGAUGACUGUGCUGCGUUUCACUUCCACGUCCAAAUUAUGCAUGGGACUGAUGUUUUGUUUUUUUUUCCUUUUGCAGAAAAUCACCAAUCAUAGUUUAUUGACACUCACUGAUUAUGGGUUACUAUAAAUCUGGUUGUGAUUGUUCUGUACUGUAUAUUGAACUGACCGUUCACAAGGAAAUCAGACAUCAACUCAAUCACCACUACGUGUCCGAGAAGGAAUAUACUGUCAGCGAUGUGCUGGUGUUCACUUGACUUAUUCUGCAUCCCCCUCCUUUGUUCAGAUACUUUAGUAUAUGAAUGAAGACGAUGAUUUUACACCUGCCACAUAUUUUUCUCGUGACAACUGAACUUAGAGCCAACCACAAUUUUAUUUUAUUAAUGGUUUAUAGUGCUGUGGAAUAAAAAUGUUCAUUACAGUAAAUCAUA
Toxotes jaculatrix (banded archerfish) is the source of this 4454-nucleotide messenger RNA. RefSeq names its product transmembrane protein 62 (gene tmem62). The record is from RefSeq and is a predicted model, not a curated record. Lineage: Eukaryota; Metazoa; Chordata; Actinopteri; Toxotidae. Gene Ontology annotation, molecular function: hydrolase activity. The transcript has 14 exons. The coding region runs from base 191 to 2170 and encodes 659 amino acids.